Messenger RNA from Triplophysa rosa, 5371 nucleotides. RefSeq names its product discs large MAGUK scaffold protein 1a (gene dlg1a). The coding region runs from base 1373 to 3868 and encodes 831 amino acids. Gene Ontology annotation, cellular component: neuron projection; neuromuscular junction; postsynaptic density membrane. NCBI's taxonomy places the organism in Eukaryota, Metazoa, Chordata, Actinopteri, Cypriniformes, Nemacheilidae. The transcript is spliced from 20 exons. Gene Ontology annotation, biological process: chemical synaptic transmission; neurotransmitter receptor localization to postsynaptic specialization membrane. Gene Ontology annotation, molecular function: kinase binding. The record is from RefSeq and is a predicted model, not a curated record.
CAGAUGCUGUGCAAUAAUAGGCCCGUCGUAUGUGGUUCUUUAAUUCCUCUUAAAACCCUGUGAAUCUAAGCUAUUUAGGUGGAAGAAAAGGCUGGGCUCGGGCUCUAUGGGGAUGCUUGCUUUAUUUGAUGUGGAAGCUGUUGCCAUGGUUUUGGUCCUGGGGGGAAAUCGAGGCACAAGCUGUGACAAUGUCUGUUACCUCAUUUGACACCUGUGGCACACCUCGGAUAGUUUUCGCCGGCACGGAGCCGCCGUCAAUAGGUUUGAAGGCAGAACGUCGUCGCAGCGGAGAUCCGCAGGAAUUCUUGCCUUAUUAACAAAGACGCGGUUAUUUUUGAAUUCUCUUUCUCUUUUUUUUCCGCCUGUGAAGGCUCAGCCUUUGUCUCCCCCUCACUGUAUCAUAUGUGUGUGGAAAGAGACUGCAGCGUGUGAAGCGAGAGAUCUGUGUCAGAAGGAGCAUCCAGACAGCAUGGGAUCGGUGUCGUCGUCUUGUCAACGUGCGAUGCGCGCUCUGGAUUUACCUUUACCUCUGGAUCUGGCAAGAUCCGCGCCUCCCUCUCACGCUGGGCGUCAUGAGUAUGUUUGCUUGCAGAAAGUUUUAUAAUCGUUAGGUUAAUCGUAUAUUUCUGAACAAUGAAGCUUUUAGCCUAAAGUGCCAGGCGGGGGAAAAAUCAAUAGCGUUGCUGAAAUAGAUUUGUGGCUGUAAUGAUCAGCCGUGGAGUUCUCUCAGCUCGGCCAUGCCUACGAAGAAAAGGAGCACAGCAACGCAGAUUCUUUCUUUUUCGUCAGGGUACCACCCUAAAUGCCAGCAUCUAUAUUUAAUGCGCUUUGCUUUUAGGAAAGUGAUGUGAUUGAUACCUGCUCGUGGACAUCUUGUAACCCCGGUCCAUUUAGAUUAAGAAUCCCUUGAGAACCGUGGGGCUUUCGACUGCAACACUUGCCGGUUAAUUGAACCCAUUUCCUGCUUCUCCGAGCUCUUAGGUUCUCCCCCAUGCGCAGAGAGCUCCCAACUCCUUCAUUGAUCUUCUCUCAGGUCCCUGCUCGUCUGGAGCCGGAGUCGGAGCCCAGUGUAGUGCACGCUGCUCGUGGGCAGCGCGAUCGCCGCCUCCCUUCCUACUCCUGCUCACUUCCAACAUGAGCCUGCUGCACGCUUGAUCUCCCAGCUGGUGAGGACAGGAAGGUUGCGAGUCGGCCAAUGGAUGGAUUUGGGGCUGUCGGCUUUAACUUCACACUUCCGUCGUUCCGCCGUCGCGUUCGUGAGAGGAUGCUGUAACCUUAUCCAGGUGUAGCCUCCCUCCGCCACGCUUCCACUUUCCCAGCUGCCGAGGCGCUUGACAGCUGUUGCGGCUCUGUUCUGGCCCCAAGGGCUGUGAUGAAUUACAUCUUCGGAAACAACACGCUGUACCCGCGCGGCGGUCGAGCCAACCCUGGAUCUGGCCAUGCCGCCCCGGGGUCCAAACAGAGGCAGUGGACCAAACGGAGUUCAAGCGAAGAACUGCCUUCGUCUUCCUCGCGCUGGCAGCAGCUGCUGGCCUUCUUCACGCGACGUGGGGCCUUCAGCGACUGCAUCACGGCAGGUGCAACCCAGGCAAGCCCAGCACCAGUGGUGGUAAACACAGAAAGCCUUGACGCAUCGCCCUAUGUGAAUGGAACAGAAGCUGAUUAUGAAUAUGAAGAAAUUACACUUGAACGGGGGAACUCAGGCCUGGGUUUCAGUAUUGCAGGCGGUACCGAUAAUCCCCACAUCGGCGAGGACCCAAGCAUCUUUAUCACCAAGAUCAUCCCGGGAGGAGCUGCUGCACAGGACUGCAGACUCAGAGUUAAUGACUGUAUACUGCGGGUUAAUGAUGUAGACGUGAGAGAUGUAACUCACAGCAGCGCUGUGGAGGCGCUGAAGGAGGCAGGCUGCAUCGUCAGACUUUAUGUCAGGAGAAGAAAAGCCGGCACAGAGAAGAUAGUGGAUGUAAAGCUGGUAAAAGGUCCUAAAGGUCUAGGUUUCAGUAUAGCUGGAGGACUUGGAAACCAACAUGUUCCCGGGGACAACAGUAUUUAUAUCACCAAAAUCAUUGAGGGGGGAGCUGCCCACAAAGAUGGACGGCUACAGAUUGGGGAUAAACUUUUGGCUGUCAAUGCUGCUUGCCUUGAAGAGGUCACUCACGAAGAUGCCGUGACUGCCUUGAAAAACACCCCCGAUGUUGUCUAUUUAAAAGUGGCAAAACCCACCAGUGUCUUUAUGAAUGACAGCUACGUUCCUCCCGAUGUCACCAGCUCAUAUUCGCAGCACAUGGAGAACCAUAUCAGCACCCAAAGCUAUCUGAGUGAGCCAUUAACCCCUGCCACCCCAUCACGGUACUCUCCUGUCUCAAAAGGCAUGCUGGGAGAUGAUGAGUUUACAAGGGAGUCAAGGAAGAUCGUUUUACAUCGGGGCUCAACGGGUUUGGGCUUCAACAUUGUAGGAGGAGAAGAUGGAGAAGGAAUUUUCAUCUCCUUCAUCCUAGCAGGAGGACCUGCAGACCUGUGUGGAGAACUGAGGAAAGGAGACCGCAUUGUCUCUGUAAAUGGGGUGGACCUCCGCAACGCAACUCACGAACAGGCGGCCGCGGCAUUGAAGAACGCCGGACAGACGGUCACCAUUGUGGCUCAGUACAGACCCGAAGAGUACAGUCGAUUUGAAGCAAAAAUCCAUGAUCUUCGGGAACAGAUGAUGAACAGCAGUAUUAGUUCCGGCUCCGGCUCAUUGCGGACUAGUCAGAAGAGGACCUUGUAUGUGAGAGCCCUGUUUGAUUAUGACAUAACAAAGGACUCGGGCCUCCCCAGUCAGGGACUGAACUUCCGUUUUGGCGACAUCCUUCAUGUCCUGAAUGCCUCAGACGAGGAGUGGUGGCAGGCACGGCAUGUGACUCCAGAUGGCGAGAUGGGCGUCAUUCCCAGCAAAAAGAGGGUGGAGAGAAAAGAAAGGGCCAGAUUAAAGACGGUCAAAUUCAACUCCAAGACACGAGACAAAGCGCAGUCGCUCAAUGACAAGCGUAAAAAGAACCUCUUUUCGCGAAAAUUCACUUUCCACAAGAGCAAGGAGGCCAGCGAGCAGGAAACGAGCGAUUUGGACCAGCAUGUAACUUCUAAUGCCAGCGAUAGUGAGAGUAGCUACCGUGGACUGGAAGAAUAUGUUCUUUCUUACGAGACUGUCACACAACAGGAAGUGAAUUACACCCGUCCAGUCAUCAUUCUUGGACCAAUGAAAGACAGAAUCAAUGAUGAUUUGAUCUCAGAGUUCCCUGACAAGUUUGGGUCAUGCGUUCCCCGUGAGUACCCCUGUUCCCCUAAAAAUAUUCUUUUUAAUGUUUCAUUAUUGGCAUCACCUGAGGUCAAUAUUGUUCUUUCGCUAGACACGACUAGACCAAAGCGAGACUAUGAGGUUGAUGGCAGAGACUACCAUUUCGUUAUAUCAAGGGAGCAAAUGGAAAAAGACAUUCAGGAUCAUAAGUUCAUCGAAGCCGGUCAAUAUAACAACCAUCUCUACGGGACGAGCGUGCAGUCGGUACGAGAGGUGGCAGAAAAGGGGAAACACUGCAUACUGGAUGUCUCGGGAAACGCCAUCAAGCGGCUUCAGUUAGCACAGCUCUACCCCGUUGCUGUGUUUGUGAAACCAAAAUCAAUGGAGAAUAUUUUAGAGAUGAAUAAGAGGUUUCUGGAGGAACAAGCCAGAAAGACAUAUGACAGAGCCUUGAAGCUGGAGCAGGAAUUCCUAGAGCACUUCACCGCCAUUGUACAAGGAGACACAUUGGAAGAGAUCUACAACCAGGUUAAACAAAUCAUCGAGGAGCAGUCUGGACCGUACAUUUGGGUACCAGCCAAAGAGAAACUGUGAGAUGGCUGGAGACAUGAUAAACCUUAAACAUGUUUUUUUUUCCGUAUUUUUUCUUUCUGUGCAUUGGCAUUCUGAUCCUCAAACAUUGGAAAGUGUUUUUGGGGUGAUGGGCUUGAGUGGAGUCUCAUGCCUCUCUGUGAGACUGCUGUCUAGAACUCGCACCCCGAUCUCCGCAUUCAUCCUCCGGCGAGAGGAGAUAUGCCUGACCUGCGACUUUACUGGACAGAUAUACGGUACAGAUUCCUUAAUGUUUAAGGGAGGUGAUUUACUGGAAGGAUAAACAAUGGUAAUGCAUCAUAUAUGUUUUGGUUUGUUUGUAUCAAAGGUUAACGCUUUUAGGUUUCUUGACACUCUGAAAACACGAUAGGCGACACUUUGCACGUUUCAGCAUUACGAGCAUGUUUAGUUUACAAAUGUCCUAUGUCAGAUGGAUUUGGGCUACAUGAAUUACAUCCACUAUAUUAAUUUUACUUUUGGUUGGUAAGAUUGAGCCCACUCGCUUUACUCGGCAGAUCUCACAAGUGCACAAAGAGGACAAAAACAUUUGGCACAAAAUUCUUUUUUAUAUUAAAUGUCUAUUUGUCUUAAAGAUCUCUGUACAUUUGAAUCAAGCUGCAUAUGAGAGUAGUUUUUAGUAAAGGUUUAAAAGGAACAGCUGACAUCUUUUCGUUUCAAAUCCAGGGGUUGACACAUUCUUACUUAAAGAAACAGCAAUGCAAAUAAGAGUAAAAAUUGUAAUGUAUAUUUAACCUUCAGUAUACUGCCUAUUUUGUUAUAAUAAAGUCUAUAUUGAGCUUUAAUUAAACUACACCUAUGGGAUUUAUUUUCUUUAUAAUGUCAAACGUACAUGCAUAUGUGUGUGUGUGUGUAUGUAUAUUAAAAGAACUAUAAAUGGAUAUAUAUUUUUUGUUUUACUUUAAUCACCAUUUCGUUUAUUGCUUUUGGUUGGGUUUUAUGCAAAAUACACUGUCACAGGACACUUGAGUUGAAUGAUGGUAUUCAAACGAUCUGAAAACUCAAAUUGGCAGUUUGUAGUUCUCAGCCCUCUCUCUCUUUCUUAUGUAUGUGUCAUAUUUACUUUUUCAUGUGACGUGCAUGAUUUCUACAUGCAAUAGUCUUUAACACAUUCAAUAUAAGUGAGAAGCACGAGAGAGGGCUUCUGUUUCUGUUUUAACAGAGGUUGUGAACAUGUCAGAGUUAGCAUGAACUGUAAACGUUAGAGGCUAGAUUAUCGCCUCCAUGUUUGUGAACCUGAUAGCUGAAGAGAGUUUUGCUUUGCUGCUCUCUAACUCGAGCCUUUAAUUCUCCACCAGGGGGCGCACUUACAGCAUCCCUCUUUCCUUCUUAUUUUACUUGGAGAUGAUUGUUUUCUAAAAGAUUGCAACUUGUCACCAUGGCUUUCUAACACAUUUUUUGACUGGAUUAUGUAAAUAAUCUGCCCAUUUGAUUCAUUCCAUUUGUCAACGAGGAGAACAGCUAAUAAACUGUUUUUUUUUUCUCAUA